Messenger RNA from Oryzias melastigma (Indian medaka), 4201 nucleotides. It is a transcript of the gene plat, whose product is annotated as plasminogen activator, tissue. The coding region runs from base 444 to 2366 and encodes 640 amino acids. The record is from RefSeq and is a predicted model, not a curated record. Lineage: Eukaryota; Metazoa; Chordata; Actinopteri; Beloniformes; Adrianichthyidae. The transcript has 14 exons. Gene Ontology annotation, molecular function: serine-type endopeptidase activity. Gene Ontology annotation, biological process: smooth muscle cell migration; plasminogen activation.
GCAGAGAAAGCAUGAACAAGUAAAUACAGGUCGACUUUUUUUUUAGACAUUAAUGUGUUGGAUAGAAUAAAUGUUGAAAUAUAUGGUUAAGAUAAUCUAAUUGGUAUUCUCAAUUAUUUAAAGUUUAAUAGGGGAGGAAUGACGUAUAUUUGCUUCCUCACACUAUUUUCAAGCAAAUAACAAAAUUAUUUUUGACAAAAUUUCACAUUUAAUGGUGUCUAUGCGUAAUGUAUUUUAGCAACAACUACAAAAUAUUCCUACUUAUAAUUAAGAUUAAUUAUAUUUGAAUUAUUUUUUUGCGCAUGUAUAAAUAUGGAUAUGAAUUUUCCUUAAUUUUUUAUUUUUCCAAUCGAGUCGGGACUAAUCAAUCAAUAUUUUGGUGCAUAUAUGUCAAUAUCUUAUGUUUCUUUUCUUUAGUAUUUUUGUUGUUUUGAUAGUUUGAUAUGAACUAUUCUUACAUUUUUAUUUUUUAUUUCUGUUCUUUGUUUGUGUUUUAUUUCCAGCAAACUGAAGUCCACCUGAGCCAAAGUUCACUUGGGGCAAACAUGUUAAGAUCACUUCACCUUUUCCUUCUCCUUUCUGCUCUCUACUGCUCCCUAGCGGAAAAUGUGGAGCUGCUCCGAUCCAAGCGAGGAGUUCGUUUUUACAGAGGUGAGCCUGACAGGCAGCCGGCUAGACAGACGCUUUGGAUUGUUCACGUCAAGAAGUCCCCACCUUCCUUUGACACUCCCUUACUGUGUGUGGAUAGUGAAACGUCAGCAGUGCGUAGUUAUGGCGACACGUGGCUGCGAUGGAAGGGGCAACGUGUGGAGUAUUGUCAUUGUGCAUUAAGAGGACAAGAGCGCUGUCAUUCUGUGCCCGUCAUCAACUGCUAUGUGUCUCAGUGCUACAACGGAGGAACCUGUAAGGAGUCCGUGUACACGUCUGACUACAUCUGCCAGUGUCCACAAGGCUUCAAAGGGACUCAGUGUGAGAUCAACUCUAAUGAGAAGUGCAUUGUGGGUAAGGGUGAGGGCUACCGCGGCACCUUGAGCGUCACCCGGUCAGGAGAGGAGUGCAUCAACUGGAACUCCACGUCUCUGCGAGGGAAGAAGUUCACGGCGAGGAAAAACGAUGCCAGCAGCCUCGGACUGGGCAAUCACAACUUCUGCAGGAACCCUGAUCAGGACAGUUCUCCGUGGUGCUACAUCUACAAAGGCAACCAGAUUAUCUGGGAGCUUUGCUCUUUGCCAAAAUGUUCAGGAGACAGGAACAGAGAGUGCAUGCAGGGCUUGGGGAAGUCGUACCGAGGAACAACCGCCGUCACCAAAACCGGCUCCGCCUGUCUUCCGUGGGAUUCUCCUGCCGUGAGGCGCAAACGCAACAACGCCUGGAAGUCGAAUGCACUGGAUCUGGGGCUGAGCAACCACAAUUUCUGCAGGAAUCCGGAUGGGGAUUCAGGCCCGUGGUGUCACACCUACAAGAACAUGCAGCUGACCUGGGAGCUGUGUGACAUCCCAAAAUGCUCAAGAGCUCCAUCCACCAUCACCACUCUUGGACCUCGAGCUCCUACUACGAACAACCAAGCAACAUGUGGCCAGCGUUUAGACAACACCCUCAAUCGCCCAACCUUCCGCAUAUUCGGCGGCAGAGGAAGUGACAUCACAGAGCAGCCAUGGCAGGCUGCCAUCAAUUUUUACGUCCCUCGUGUCAAAAGACACUUCCACCUCUGUGGAGGAGUCCUCAUCGACUCCUGCUGGGUGCUGUCUGCUGCGCACUGCUUCCAAGAGAAGGACACACCUGAAAUUCUGCAGGUCAUUUUGGGAAGAACGUUUCGGACGCAGAACUCCAACAGCGAGCAGAUUUUCAAAGUUGAAAAGUUGUGGAUUCAUGAGAAGUUUGACAGUGAAACAUACGACAACGACAUCGCUAUUUUGAAGCUGAAAACGGACAUGGGUCUGUGUGCUGUGAACUCUGAGGAGGUUCUUCCUGCGUGCCUGCCUGACCGUGGGCUGCAGUUGCCCGACUGGACCGAGUGUGAAAUCUCUGGAUAUGGAAAAAGCUCCGAAUUUUCUCCGGAGUUUUCCGAGCAGGUUAAAAGAGGACACGUCCGGCUGUGGCCCAAAGAGCGCUGCACUCCAGAAGUGCUGUCCGGACGCCCGGUCACACCGAACAUGCUCUGUGCCGGGGACACCCGAGGCAAGGAUGACGCCUGCAAGGGAGACUCCGGCGGGCCUCUUGUUUGUCGGAACCAGAACAGGAUGACUCUGAUGGGGCUGGUCAGCUGGGGAGACGGGUGUGGGGAGAAGGACAAACCUGGGGUCUAUACGCGCGUCACCAACUACAUCGACUGGAUUAAAAGAAAAAUUCAAGCGAGUCCGGUUUGAACUUGACCUUAAAGACGGACCUGAACGGCCCACGAAGGCAGAAGGUGUGAGCGGACAAACAGAAAUCCUUAACUCUGCUGGUUAACCUGUGGCUGCAGAUGCAGAUUUUUGUUGACGCAGAAACAUACUUGGGCUUGACGGAGCUCCUCGUUCCCAAGUUUCCCGUUUCUUUAAGAUGUCUUUUCAAUGUUUCAUUGUGUACAGACAGAGAACUGUUUUUCCUCACUGUGGAGCCUUGAAGUCCCACUUCAAUCAUCUUUUACUCUAUUUUAGAACAUCCCCAGUGGUGUAUUAAUCACAAUUAUGAAGUUUUUAUUCAAAUAUAUAAAAAAAUAAAACUGUAAUUUUCUAGGAUAUAGUUUAUUCCAGAGUGGCAAGAGUUCAUUAGAAAUUCACCUCUGAGUUUUAGAGGGGACUGUUGGCCAGUAAGCCUGCCCCCAUCUCCCAUCAUCCCUCCGUUUAUAUGUUCUCUCACUAGUUUACAGCUCCGUACAACCUCAACCUAACUUUACUGGUGCAACAACACUUACGAUUAAUGUCAGAGCUAACCAGCCAUACAGUUUUGAGCCAGAUUCCAGGUCAGACGAGGAAAACGAAGGCGUACAGUCAUCUACAGUCAUCAGAAUGGAGUGGAGCAAGGUGCUUGUGUAUUUUAUACAUCACAAAAACGCUUUUUUUCAAACUACAUUUUUUGUCAGCUCCUAAUUACCAACAAUUUGAAUAAAGAAAUACUUAGAAAUCCUUUUUUGAGCUUAACUAAGUCCUCCAUCAUCAGAAAAAUACCACAAGAACAUUUUAAAAACACCAAAAACAACCAGAGUGGGUCUUUAAGGCGUAUUUUCAAUAUGUUUUUGUCAAAAGAGAGAGGAAAAUAAUUUUUUUUCUUCACAUCUGAACACAGCGAUUCCUUAACUAUAGUAUCUGUCUUUUAUUCUAACAAAUAGGAAGUAAAAUAUCUCCAGUUUUUAUUUGUUAAACUCCUAACAAACAGAGAACAAACACACUUGGGCAUUUACAGCCACAUAACUUAGCACAAAAUAAGAAUAUGUAUGACUUGAUUAUAUAAUAAGGAGUAAAUGUUACAGGACAUCAGCGUUGGUUGUCAAACUAAAUCACUUCAGCACUUUUUCUUGGAAAAAUGUUCUUUUUGACAGUGGCAUCAGCUUUGCACAGUGGAAUAAAUCACAUGGACUUUCCUGAAGUUCAUGUAUUUUGUAAAUAUUAACAUUAAAUUAUCUUUAUUUACUAACUGGAGUUCCAUAACUGAGUCAAAAGAACUAGAAGUAUCUGCUGGUUCAGAUUCUGCCUCUUUUCACUUAAAACAAUCAUUUUUCUUUCUAGAUGAGUGUGUGAUGAUUGUUUCAUUCUUAAAUCAACAUGUCUGUCUGAGGAAGAAUUAAACAUGAAUUAUUUUGUGCUUUUUCCAAUUAUGAUCCCAUCAUCUAUAGAGCGGAUUUUUUUCUUCUUAAAAAUACUUUUGAAAACCAUUUUGUACAAUGUUAAUAUUUAUGUGCAUUUUAUACUGUUUUGUAGAAGCUUUAAAAAGUUGAGUGUGGCUUCAUUAUUUAUUGUCAUUCAAACCACAUAAUCUUUGAUAAUUAAAACAUUAUUUUUAAAAAGUGUGGUUUUGUCUUCUUUUGUUUUGUAGGUUAUUCUGCCAAAGUUUGUGAGAUUCCGACUUAUUUCUGUUUUAUAAUUUGCUCGAUUAAUUUAUAUUUAUUGUAAGAUCAUUGAUAUUCAUCUUUUUAGUGUGUACUCCAUCUACAUUUUAUAUAGAUAUCAUUUUAAUUAUAUCACACAAUUAUUUCACAAUGAACCUGAAACUGUCCAAUUCU